GAUGAUGCCCGCAAGCUGCUGCACCUCUCGGACACCAUUGAGGAGGGCACCAUGCCCAAGGAGAUGUCAGACAUCAUCGGGCGGCUCUGGAAGGACACGGGCAUCCAAGCCUGCUUUGACCGCGCCUCCGAGUACCAGCUCAAUGACUCGGCUGGCUACUACCUGUCAGACCUGGAGCGUCUGGUGACCCCUGGCUACGUCCCCACAGAGCAGGACGUGCUGCGCUCCCGUGUCAAGACCACCGGCAUCAUCGAGACUCAGUUCUCCUUCAAAGACCUCAACUUCAGGAUGUUUGAUGUGGGUGGCCAGCGCUCAGAGAGGAAGAAGUGGAUCCACUGGGCGGUCACGUGCAUCAUCUUCAUCGCGGCGCGGAGCUCCUAUGACAUGGUCCUGGUGGAGGACGACGAAGUGAACCGCAUGCAUGAGAGCCUGCACCUCUUCAAUAGCAUCUGCAACCAUCGCUACUUUGCCACCACCUCCAUCGUCCUCUUCCUCAACAAGAAGGACGUCUUCCUGGAGAAGAUCAAGAAGGCCCAUCUCAGCAUCUGCUUCCCUGACUACGAUG
Molecule: messenger RNA, 565 nt
Organism: Apaloderma vittatum (bar-tailed trogon)
Lineage: Eukaryota; Metazoa; Chordata; Aves; Trogoniformes; Trogonidae
Product: guanine nucleotide-binding protein G(t) subunit alpha-1-like
Biological process (GO): adenylate cyclase-modulating G protein-coupled receptor signaling pathway
Cellular component (GO): heterotrimeric G-protein complex
Molecular function (GO): GTP binding; GTPase activity; G-protein beta/gamma-subunit complex binding
Source: RefSeq, a predicted model, not a curated record